Messenger RNA from Dermacentor albipictus, 1942 nucleotides. RefSeq lists its product as uncharacterized. Gene Ontology annotation, biological process: carbohydrate metabolic process. NCBI's taxonomy places the organism in Eukaryota, Metazoa, Arthropoda, Arachnida, Ixodida, Ixodidae. The record is from RefSeq and is a predicted model, not a curated record.
CAAGACAAGACAAUACAAGAUGCCAGGCUCGCUUACGGACCUCUUCGAGAGCGAAGUCCAGCAAUUGGUGCCGCCCGUCCACAGCGACUUCUUCGUCGUCUGGGUGCUGUGCAUGGCGGCGGUCGGGAUCGUCGGCGUCCCGGUGGGGCUGCUCGCCGUGCACCGGAUGCGUGUCGAGAAGAGCGCCCACCUCGGCGACCCCGGCAAGGGCUGGCCCGGGGCGCUGCCCUUCCGGGACCGCUACGUGGCGCCCGAGCAGGUGGCCGUGCGGAUGCCGCGCCAGUGCCUCCUGGCGGACGAGCCCGGCAACCUGACCUUCGACCUCGCCAAGCAGUACGCCGGCCCCGGGCCCACCGUUGGCAGGGGCGGCGGUGGGCUUUCGCCGGGCUCGAAGGCUGCGCUGCAGGUGUUCUGCUACUACAACAAGAGCCGCGUCAGCUGGCUCCAGGGAGGCAAGACCUGGUUCGGGGUGGCGUCCGUGCCGUUCCACCUCUGCCGAUACGUCAUCUACGGUCCGGUAAAAUUGGACGGCUGGACCGCGAGGGUGUUGCCGACGGCUCGUGACGUCAUCCUCAUCGAGCAACUCAGAUCGACGGUUGCUUUCAGUUCCGCCAACAAGACGUCCCUCCUGGUGUCCGUCAGAGGCCGCGGCGAGUUCACAGCCAUGCGCCGCUCGGCGGGGAACGUCAGGUACUUCGCGGCAAACCUUCUCGAGUGGGCGCUGGAGCACGGCUUCUCCGGAGUCCACCUCGACUGGCGCGGCCUGGAGUCGCCGCUGUGCGGGCGGCCCGGAAACGACGCCGCGCUCGAGGCCCUCCUGCGGCAGCUGCGCGACCUGGCCCAGCUGAACCGCGUCCCGCUCAUCCUGGCCCUGUCGGCGUCCGCCGUGCCCGCGCCGCCCGGCGACCUGGUCGACUACUACUUCCUGGAAGCGGGCGACCGCCGCUGCGCCGACCUGGAGGAGGCCGGCCUGGACACGCUCUACCGCAAGCUUCGCGAGUCCGAGGCGUCCGCGUACUCCGUCUGCUGGGCCGUGUCGGCGGCCGUGGAGGUGUUCGAGAGGACCGUCGGAGUCGCGGGAACCCACCUAAGGUUCGCAGGUCUGGUGCCGCGCAGCCAGGUCUGCAACGUGCAGGCCAACGACAGCUUCCGGGAGUGCUCCGUGGGCGAGCUGCCGCAAGACGCGAAGCACGGACUCGUGUUCCGGUACCGAGCUGCGGACAAGGUAGCGACGAAUGUGCGCCACUACGCCAAGGUUUGGAAGGGUCUCGACCUCCGCACCGACCCCAUGUGCGUGCUCUACGUAGACGGCGACUACGACGACCCGGCCGGAGAGUGCGGAGAUCCGUUUCCCUUGCUGCGAGCGAUGCUGGCGUCGUGAGACUCCGAUGGCGUGGUCUCGAAUAUGAAAGACGUUGUAUGCGUAUACUACGCCGCGAUUUUCAAAUAGCGAAACAACAUGUCCAAGGUAACCGUAGGAAUAAAACUGACAGUCACUUAAGUAUCCUUACGUGAUUCGAAUGCGAAAGCAUUAUGAAUUCUCUAAUGGCUUGGUUACGUUCAUGAUACUUGCCGUCAUACUGACACAUUGUCACGUGUCCUUCGCAAGUCUGCCUUAAUGCACCUUGCUCUAAAUUGCACCAACCUUAAUUCACCUACCUCAACUAUAUUUCCACCUUAAUCCACCUUGCUAUAAUUUGUGCCAACCUUAAUUCACCUUACUACAGUUUAAUCCACCUUGCUCUUUCAACGACGUUAAUCCACUCUAAUUCAUCUUAAUCCACUUCAAUUCACCUUCACUCACACUGCUUGACCUUCAUGCACUUUACUCCACCUUGAGUCCCUUACCCUAACUUGUUCUAACUUUAACUUUACUUCACUCUAGUUCACCUGCUCUUUAAUUACCCAUGAUUACUACUAAUAAAUGUUGUUGUGUCAUUUA